UCUAGAGCAGUUGUUGACAGUGUACUCGAAGUGAGAGAGGACAAUUGAAGGAUCAAUUGGGUUGGAAAGUGGGCGAGCGAGAGGGGAUUAUAGAGACCUCGCACGAACUCGGCCACCCUGCGGAGGGACGAUCGGUGUGCGGUGGGAGUUAGUGUGACAGGACUCAGAUCCCCCCCUCUGCCACUGCCCCAGCUCUGCGAUUGCAUUUGGCCUAAUUGUGGCGUAACGUUAGGCUGUUGGUCGCACUCUCUGUCCGAUGCAAACUGCAUAGUUUGCAGAGCUCUACUUGGAGCAGAUGCUGUUCCCCUUGAGUGAGCGAAGAGCAGAGGGAGGCUCAUAUUCAGCCAGUGAUUGGCCAAUGUGUGCCUGCAUUGAAGAAACAAGGGGGGCUGUGUAGAACGGAGAGUGUGUGAAAGAGGCUGAAUCCGAAGACUUUUUACGUUCUCUUUUUACAAGCUGCCAUCAUCACCUCUCAAACGUCCUCCGCAGUUUUAGUAAUGCACUGUGAAAAGCUGAGAACUGCAGGGUUCUUUGAUGGAUAUUCAUCUGCGCUGGACAGGUUGGGGGAGGGGUAGAACCGCUCUAAAUUCAAUUGAAUGAUAACCUGAUGACUGAGAGCUCUCGUAAAAACCAACAGUCAUUGUUUCAAGCCGUUCGGGCGCACCAGGGUGCAGCGCACACUUUGGCAUAUUAACUGGAUUUGCCAACUGCUAGAAUGAGGUUGCAUAAUGCACUGCGCUAAAAGUAUUUAGUGUUAAAGGUUAUACCAGGGACUUGUACAAAUGUAGUUAUAGGAUGAAACAUCAUUUGCACAGAGGAGCUGCUGAAUGGAAGUUAUCAGGUUGCAGUUCCCACAGUUGGCCCUGCGGCGGCGCCUAGGCCAGCUGAGCUGCAUGUCCCGGCCUACUGUCCGCCUUCGCUCAUGGCCUCUGUCCUUCCUCUACUACAUCCUGCCCUUUGGAACGCUCAAACCUCUCGCCAAAGUAGGCUGGAGGCCCACAAGCAGAGUUACAAUCUACAAGUCCAUACCCACACGACUGCUCUCCAGAGCCUGGGGUCGCCUGAACCAGGUGGACCUGCCCAAUUGGUUACGGAAACCUAUCUUCAGAUUGUAUAUAUGGACAUUUGGAGUCAACAUGAAGGAAGCGGCAGUGGAGGAUCUACAGCACUACAGAAACCUGGGCGAGUUUUUUAGGCGCAAACUCAAACCUCAGGUCCGGCCAGUGUGCGACUCGCACUGCGUGAUCAGUCCAGCUGACGGCAAGAUCCUUCAUUUUGGCCGUGUGAAGAACUGUGAGGUAGAGCAGGUGAAGGGAGUGACUUACUCCCUGGAAACGUUCCUCGGGCCACGCACCUGGGCAGAGAGUUUAACAGCUACCAGAAAUGAAGAUGACCCUGGCACAUUCCAGGAUGCCCUGGUCACUAAGGAGGGGAAUGAGUUGUUUCACUGUGUAGUUUAUCUGGCUCCAGGUGACUACCACUGCUUCCACUCGCCUACAGACUGGAGGGUGGCACACAGACGGCACUUUCCAGGUUCUCUGAUGUCAGUGAACCCAGGAGUUGCACGAUGGAUCAAGGAACUUUUCUGCCAUAAUGAGCGGGUGGUCUUGAGUGGGGAGUGGACGCACGGCUUCUUUUCACUCACAGCUGUAGGAGCGACAAAUGUGGGAUCUAUACGCAUCUAUUUUGACAAGGAGCUCCGUACCAACAACCCUCGCUACAGCAAAGGAACUUACAAUGAUUUCAGCUACGUAACAAACAACAACCAAGAAGGUGUGAGCAUGAGAAAAGGAGAACACCUGGGCGAGUUCAACUUGGGCUCCACUAUUGUACUGUUAUUCGAAGCUCCACGGGAUUUUACCUUUAAUUUGCAAGCAGGCCAGAAGAUCCGUUUUGGAGAACCACUCGGGACGAUGUAACGCAGACGAGAGGGGAACAGAAUCUGAGGAUGGACACGCCAAUCUGUGUGUAGAUGCAUUCAGGGUCUCAAAAACUAAUACACUCACAUUUGCAGAGAUGUACUCUGUUUGAACUGAGAUACAUGUGUGUUCAUAUGUACUCACACAAACACCACUGUUGCAUUAUUGCCAUUGGGUUCUCCCAGUCAUUUUGUUAGGCUUUUUUGUUGUUGUAAAAUACUUUUACGGCAAAGCUUAGACCAUCAUGUUGUAAAAUAUUUGUUUACCAUGAAAUGCCAUCCAGUUUUUUUUUUUUUUCUUUGGGCUCUAAAUUAUUUUUAUAUUUUGUUUUAUUAAAACGGUUGUUUUGUUUUUCUGUUUGCCCAUAUUGCCUUCGGCUGGAGUCAAACUGUGUGAAGGGUUUGAAGAGUUUCAUUUCCACAGCUAACUUUGCAAGCCUUGGGAAUGUAUGAGAGACCAUCAUUAUUUUGGUUCCUUCGUUUUUCCCAGUCACUCAUCUUUAAAACCUUUCUCUCCGUCCAACUUUUGCUCUUCACGAAGGUGCAAGCCAUUUUGACAGUAAAAUCGUGGCCACAUUUUCUCACUAAGAAAGAGUUUUGGAAAAGACAAGUGAGAAUUAUCACUGCCGUUGUUCUCUGGCAUUGAAUUAUGCCUUUGCUGGUUGGUCUAGCGAUUAGUUUGGAGGUUAAUGUAAAGUAUUUUGCUGUCUCAACUUGAUUAGUGCCAAAACGCAAGAUAUAUUUUUACUAACACACAUUUUUUUGCCCUUUUGAUAUGAAUCAGAGUUCUUGUAAUCUUAUGGCAUGUGUUUUUCGUUCUUGGACUUUUCUCUUUUUUUGACUAACCAGCACCUAGCAAGUUUAACAGACUCUAGACCCUGAGCUAAGGAUAAAGACCCUCCAGUCUCUCUUAAUCUAGACCACAUCUGUAUGAAGAUAAGGGAGAGGACUCUGGAAAUUUUGCUUUGAAUGUGUUAAAAACCAAACACUGGGCUUUUCUGUGCACCAAGCCACACUCUUGUGGAAAUUCUUUUGAAGAAAAGUCUUAUUAAUUCAAUUCAUGUAACAUAGACAUUAAUUACAAACUAGUUCCAAGUGCAAGAAACAUGUCAUUAAUAAAUUUUGAAGAUUAUUUAAAAA
Megalobrama amblycephala (Wuchang bream) is the source of this 3058-nucleotide messenger RNA. It is a transcript of the gene pisd, whose product is annotated as phosphatidylserine decarboxylase. Bases 828 to 1919 code for a protein of 363 amino acids. Gene Ontology annotation, cellular component: mitochondrion. Gene Ontology annotation, biological process: phosphatidylethanolamine biosynthetic process. NCBI's taxonomy places the organism in Eukaryota, Metazoa, Chordata, Actinopteri, Cypriniformes, Xenocyprididae. Gene Ontology annotation, molecular function: phosphatidylserine decarboxylase activity. The record is from RefSeq and is a predicted model, not a curated record. The transcript is spliced from 7 exons.